Molecule: messenger RNA, 792 nt
Organism: Microtus ochrogaster (prairie vole)
Lineage: Eukaryota; Metazoa; Chordata; Mammalia; Rodentia; Cricetidae
Gene: Treml4
Product: triggering receptor expressed on myeloid cells like 4
Exons: 6
Coding region: 1-792 (263 amino acids)
Biological process (GO): positive regulation of toll-like receptor 7 signaling pathway
Cellular component (GO): cell surface
Molecular function (GO): signaling receptor activity
Source: RefSeq, a predicted model, not a curated record
AUGGCUUGGAGGGGCUCACAACUGCUAUUGACCCCUGUGCUGCUGCUGCUGCACCUGGCCUCAGGUGUCUGGGGGUCGACGGUUGUUUCUGAGGAACUUCACAAAACGGUAGGACAGAACCUCUAUGUGAAGUGCCAGUACAAGCCUGAGGCGGGGCCUUACGUGCCGAAAUCGUGGUGUCAUCAGAUAUCUUCAGAUAGAUGUAAGAGAGUGGUCACAACCUCCCAGACUCGGAGGGCCGAAACAGAAUCACAGCAUGCAAUCUGGGACUAUCCUGAAGACGGCCACUUCAUCAUCACCAUCACUCGGCUCACAGAGAAGAACUCAGCAAUCUACUGGUGUGGACUAUUUAAUGUUUCCCACAAUAAAAUCAGAGUUCUCCGAAACAUCAGCCUGGUGGUGUCUCCAGCGGUGCCCACUCUUCCUCCACGGACCAGCGCUGGGCUCCGAACAAGGAUAGUUCUCACGGCUUCUCCGGAGGAAACCACUGGCUCUUUCACCCAUGGCUGUCAGCACAGAAACCAGAGUUCUCCUUCCUCUGCUGGUGGGGUGUCCCCAAGGCUUCUGGUCUUCGUGCUGUGUGGACUCCUCCUGCUCAAGGGCCUGAUGCUGUCAGUUCUCUGCGUGGUCCUUUCCUGGAGGAGCUGCCAGGGGCGUGAGUAUGCGGCAGAGACAGGGACAAUGGAGAUUACGGACUAUGCCAGCCUUCCUGACAUCUCGGAGUCCUUGGGCGCACGUAGCCACAUCUCAGGGUAUGAGAAGAAUGCUUAUUCUCUUAACGCUGCGCAGUGA